Messenger RNA from Spirodela intermedia, 1810 nucleotides. The record is from the annotation of a GenBank genome assembly. Lineage: Eukaryota; Viridiplantae; Streptophyta; Magnoliopsida; Alismatales; Araceae.
AUGGAUUUCUUCAAGGCGAAAAGGUUUGGCAGGUAUCUGAAGUCGACGGCGGAGAAGGGGCCGGAUGCCGAGAACCGCCAAGCACCGGAAGAGGUGCCGAAACCAGGAAACGGGGCUGUUUCACCGAAGGGGGAUGGCGACGAUUCCGCUGCAGACUUGGAGACCGAUGGUGAGGAGGAGGAGGGCGACGAUUUCAUAAUGAACGAAGUUAAGAGGCGGCUGAGGGAGCUGAAGAAAAACAGUUGCAUGGUUCUAAUACCUGAAGAGCCCUGCCCAGAAGGGGAGGAAGAGGAGGAGGAGGUGGAGGAGGGAGAGAGGGGGUUGAGCUCCAGGCAGUGGAGGGAAUCGGAGGUGGAAGACGUCUUUCCAUGGUGCGGGUUCAGCACCCUCUACGGCGAGUACGGUGAACGGAUGCUCUUCUUUGAGAGGAUCAUCGCGCAGCAUUCCCAGAACGCAGGUGCUCCUCCUCCUCUGUCUCCGUCUUCUUCGGGUGGCUCUGCGUGAAUAGGGCACCCGUCCAGAUCCUCCAUCUCGACACCGCUUUCGAUCGUAAUAAUCUGUGGUAGUUUUGUUUCACACUUGGAUCCCGUGUUUCAUCCGCUGUCGACAGUUCAUUCGUGUUGCACGUUCUGAAGACAUCUGUCUUAUUUGAGCUUCUUGGAUCUCCUCCAGAGCAUCGUGGGACCGAGCGAGCUGCUGCAUCCAGACGCCUGGUCUCCGGUUAUCGCCGCCUCUCCUUCAAGAGGAGGGAUCAGCUGGCGGAAGAAAGUCAACGCCUCCAUCAGCGGCAAGAUGAAGCGGAAGAAUCCCUCCAGAGUCUCGAGAUGGCCUAUGCCGCCCAUCUUUCUCUGACGUGGGAGGCGCUCCACUGCCAGUACACCCAGCUGAGGCAGAAGACACUGGUGCAGGCCGACAACUCCCUCUCCUACUGCUCCUCUGCGCAGGCGUUCCAACAGUUCCAGGUCCUGCUACAGAGAUUCGUAGAGAACGAGCCCUUUGAACCCGGGUCCAGGGCGGAGAUCUAUGCUCGCGCCAGGCUGGCCAUGCCCAAGCUGCUUCAGGUCCCUUCCUUCCAAGGUGGCGAUUGAGACAACUUUUACCUGUUGUUGUACGGGUCUCAUUUCGGCCAUUUUCGUUCUUCUGUGUGAGAAGUCGCGAGUUAUAUUCGGUUGACUUGGAGCUUUUCAACGUCCAUUCCCAGGGUUGGAGCUGGAGGACAAGGAACGCGGCGAUAUGGAUUCUCCUGUGCUUGCCGCGGACCUCUUGAAGGCUAUAGGGGAGUCGGUCCUGAUCUUUCGCCUUUUCUUGAAGGCAGAGAAGGCCAAGGCGUCUGGGGGCGCGACGUCGGUGGCACGGCAUGGCUGUGCAGCCGCUCUCCAGCAGGCUCGGACCUCUCUUUCUAAGGUACACCUGCCCGUUCCCCUUCUUCUUCUUCUUUCCAAAUAAUCCGUGCACUUGGUGGAAAGGACUAGUGGGCAUGGUUGGGUUCUAAUAAAGACGGGAUCUUUCUCACCGGCUGCCGGCUGGCCUCGACAUUGCCGCCCUGAUGCUGUUGCAGAGGGAGAUGAAGCUGAAGGAACUCCUCAGGAAGAGGAAGGGCUGGAAGAAGCAGUCGAGCUCCUGGCCGGCUGCGCUGGAGGACGUGGAAUUGCUCUUUGGGCUCAUCGACCUCAGGGUCGUGUCGAGGGUUCUCAGAAUGGUGAGUAUCACCAGGGAGCAAGUGCUGUGGUGCGAGGAAAAGAUGAGCAAAUUGGGCUUCUCUGAGAGCAAACUGCAGAGGGAUGGGGCUCCCCUUCUCUUCCCAUGUUGA